GUAACAAAUUGGAGACUAAAGCAAUUUUGCUUUCAAAAAAUAAAAAUAAAUAAAUAAACGUAGCUAUUUCCAACUACAAUGAGAAUGAGGCAAAUUGGCAAAAAAGCAAACAUCCAACUUUAAAAACCCCCCAAAAAAAAAAUUCUGAACUACUCACGUUCUAACUUUCCGUCUGCUCCCCUCAUUUGAAGCAAAAAUCUAUCUAUGCAUCCAAAAUCCAAAGUCCAAACCUAAUUAUAACAGCAUGAUCGAUCCAUCCACUGUACGGCAGAGCCGUCGAUUUUGACCGGCUUCUCCGAUCUUCCCUAAUAGCUCCAUCGGCUCCGCCGAUUCACUGCCGCCGAUCAAAUUCCUCGAUCUCCUCCAAUUUCGCGAUCAAUCGGCGACGGAGUGAUUUUGCCAGCACAAAAGCAUCAUGAUGCAGCGCCUGAGUAUAUAGAACCGAGUCUUCUCUUGCUUGGCCACGACCAAGCACCGCUUCCGGAGGCCAGAUUUCCGGCUGGAUCGCCGGCGAGAAGGGAAAAAGUAUGAGAACAGAGUCAUGAUGAUGAUGAUGAACGGAUUCGGAUAAUCGGGUCGGAGCUUGGGAAUUUGACGGAGAGAAUUGAAUGAUGAGGGGUUGCGGUUUGGGCGUUAUUUAUAUAUAGGGAGGGGGAACUCUUUUUGAAAUAGGAAAUUAAUUCCCCUUUCCCGGUCAUUCUGAUCAAUAUUUCUAGGACUGUGAUUUCCAGAUCCGGCUGGUGGCCGCUGUUCAUCUAGCCGCGGCAAAUCCAUCUGCUAAUCGGCGGGUUUCUGCGUUUCAUACUCCCUAAAGUUUAACCAUGGCGUACAAUCAUUACUGUCACCAUUUGUCUCAAAAGCUCUCCUUUUCUGCGUUUCAUCCCAACGGGAAUUCCUCAUUUACUCUCCCACCUCGCAUUCCCUCGAGCUGCCCUUAUCGACGAUUCGCCGUUUCAGUCUCGUCCGGCGGCGGAGAGGCUGCCGGCGUCAGAUUCACUUGGGACGAUGUGUCUCGAGUCUCUAAUUCUCCUGGAUAUCACUCUUCUGACCUGCAAUGCUUCUUCGAUAAAGUUAAUCUCUGUAAUCAGAAUUCGGAAAGUCAGAAUGAGUUCACGCCAUUUGUUGUGGAGAAUGCAAUAGUUGGAUAUGUUCACAAUAGGUUUGCAGAUAAGCUGAGGAAAUUUGAAAACGUGUUUGUUUUCCCUAAUGGCAGUUCUUAUGGAAGCUGUUUUGAGUGCCAUGUUACAUUAAAUCCGAUGCUUCAAACACCUGAGGAUAGGACUGCUGCUGUUGAUGUAGUAGUUAAGUCUUUAGGGGAAGAACUGAUUCCAGGUAUACGGAAUGAGUUAUUUCCAGUGACACCAUCUUUUGAUACACCAGCAUUUUUCUCAUUGGAAAGAGCUGCAGCACCAUACUUUGGGAUAAAGGCUUAUGGAGUUCAUAUGAAUGGGUAUGUUGAAAAAAGCGGGCAGAAAUUUCUCUGGGUAGGAAAGAGAAGUGACAACAAAGCCACAUAUCCUGGAAUGCUUGAUCAUCUAGUUGCUGGAGGACUGCCACAUGGGAUCUCUUGUGGAGAGAAUCUUGUGAAAGAAUGCAAAGAAGAAGCAGGCAUUCCAAGAUCUCUUUCCAUCCAAGCUACACCAGUAGGAGCCGUGUCAUACAGUGACAUAGACGGAUAUAGGUUCAAGAGAGACGUCCUCUUUUGCUAUGAUCUCAAGCUUCCUGAAAGCUUUAUUCCCAGUAAUGAAGAUGGGGAGGUCGAAAGCGUUAGACUGGUGUCCAUAUCUGACGUUGCAAAUAUAAUAAUGAGGACUUCGUAUUUCAAAGCAAACUGCAAUCUUGUUAUCAUUGAUUUUCUUAUACGGCAUGGGUAUAUUAAGCCUGAAGAACUUGGAUACUUAAAGCUACUUCAAAGCUUGAGAAGUGGAGAUUGCUCCUGAGAAACCUGUUUCUUCUUCUUUACCUGCUAAUUUUUGUAGAGAGGCAAGAGUCAAAUUCUCUGUAAUUGUAUCUGCCUGAAAUCAUCAAUAAACACAUCUAGCCGCCGUGGAAGUUUACUCACGGGGUGUUACCACGUUAUUUCACGUGUUUCACUUUCUCUCUACUUUUACUCUCUCGUUUUUUCUUCACCUUCUUCAUCGGAUUUCUGUGAGUGUUCUUGAUUUGAUCCUAACAGAACCUUGUUGAAAUGAAUUAGAACAAAGUCAUUUGAAGAGUUUACUUGACACUUUACAGACAAUAUUUUUUAGAAUGUGGACAAUUAAUUCCAGACGAAGGAAGUUUUAAAAUGUCAUGGAAGCCUUUUUUUUUUUUAAUAUUGCCUUCGUUAAAAAAAACUUUAAAACUGAUUGGGUGCUGUGAUGUGUUGUUGGUUUUCCUGUAGUAGGCAGUGGCGGUGCUGGACAAUGGCAGGAGGCAGCUAGCGGCGGAGGAGGUGUCGAAGGUGGCAACCAGCGGUGUAGGAGUGAUGUUGACGCCUUAACGGCGGCAGAGGAAGUGUAGUCUUUUUCUUAAUAUUCCCUUAAAGUUUACUCUCUUUAUGUCCCUUACAUUAUUGAUUAGUACUUCAAGAAAUAAUGUUAUUUAGU
Molecule: messenger RNA, 2588 nt
Organism: Cuscuta campestris
Lineage: Eukaryota; Viridiplantae; Streptophyta; Magnoliopsida; Solanales; Convolvulaceae
Source: the annotation of a GenBank genome assembly